AUGCUCCGCAAGCUGGUCCAACAGCGACUAAACGUGGCCAUCCAGGACAUUUUUCAACUAUUUGAAGAGACUUUAGCCGAGUACCAAGAGGAACUGGGUCGAACAAAAGAGGAGAAUGCGCGACAACGCGAGCUACUGGAAGCUUUUCUACAACCUCAAGUUCAGCUACACGCAAUAGACAACCAGCAGGUAUCGGUGGACACCCAAAAUCCUGUGGGUAGCCCAACGGAACACAUUCACAUUAAAGAGGAAACAUGGAGUGGUCGAGACGAGGAAUCCGACUGCGCCGCCUUUACGCAAGUGGCGGGCGAAUCCACAACACAACAAAGAACCGCUCAAGAACCUUCUGUCAAAACCUCCGAGGAAUUCGAAAUCCAGGAGGUGUCGGUGGACACCCAAAAACAUGAUGGUGGCCAAAUAGAACACCUCCACAUUAAAGAGGAAACAUGGAGCAGUCAAGACGAGGACUCCGACUGCGCCGCCUGCACGCAAGUGGCCGGCGUAUCCACAAAACAACAAAGAACCACUCAAGAACCUUCUGUCAAAACCUUCGAGGAAUUCGCGCCCCCUCGCCCAAAGAUGACCAUCCGGGACGACCCCGAACCCAUCCACAUUAAAGAAGAAGACGAAGACGAUGUCAUUCUGGUCACGCUCGACGCCGAUGACGCCGGCCCGAGCAACGUGGGCGGCUCGGCCGACGGCGUCACGUCCCACUGGUCGGACGAACUCCCCAAAAAAGCCCAAACGCCGUUCCCUUGCUCCGAAUGUGGCAAAAUUUUUGCCAACCGCGGGAUUCUCAACCGCCACAUGAAGAGCCACACCGGCGAGAAACCCUUCUCCUGCCCGGCGUGCGUGAAAACCUUCAGCCGCCGCUACAGCCUCAUCUCCCACAUGCGCUGCCGCCACCCCCAAGUAAAACCGUUCCGCUGCUCCCUGUGCACGCAAACCUUCCACCAGCGUCAAAACCUGCGCUCGCACAUGAAGUGCCACGUCGGCGAGAAACACCUCUCCUGCCCCACGUGCGCCAGCACCUUUUCCAACAAAAGAAACUUACAAAGACACGUCAGCUCCCACACGGAAGAGAAGCCUAUCGUCUGCACCGUUUGCCAAAAGCGCUUCACCGCCAAAGCCCACUUGGUGUUACACAUGCGACUCCACACGGGCGAGAAGCCCUUUUCCUGCGCCGUGUGCGACAGGGCGUUCCCCACAAAGUCGCACCUGAAGUACCACGCCAACACGCACACCGAAGACAAACCCUUCCCGUGUUCCGAGUGCAACCAGCGUUUCGCCCUGAAGGAAAACCUGCUGACGCACAUGGAAGAACACGCCGCCGAGGCCCCGUUCACCUGCGCGACCUGCCCGGCCACCUUCGACAAAAGAAAAGAACUGAUGGUGCACAAUCGCACGCACGCCCGCGAGAAAAAGUUCCCCUGUCCGGUGUGUGCGAGAAAGUUCACGUGCAAGAGCAACAUGAUGGCGCACAUGAGGGGACACACGGGGGAGAAACCGUUCACCUGCCCGUUCUGCAACAGGGGCUUCAUCCAAAAAGGCGACAUGAUGAGACACAGAAUGACGCACACCGGAGAGAGACCGUUCGGUUGCGACGUGUGCCAUAAAAAGUUCACGCGCAAGUUUCUCCUCAAGAAACACAAGUGCCCCGGCGGAAACGACGCCAUCGACGAAUUGAACGAGAGUGAAUGUUUGUGA
Molecule: messenger RNA, 1707 nt
Organism: Nerophis lumbriciformis (worm pipefish)
Lineage: Eukaryota; Metazoa; Chordata; Actinopteri; Syngnathiformes; Syngnathidae
Source: RefSeq, a predicted model, not a curated record